AUGAAGUGUAUCACCAACAAGAAUACAGCUGUUGAAGCGACCGUUGGAACACAAAGAACAAUCAGUUCUUUAAGAGAGUACAUCACAAAAGAAGAACUAUUCGAAAAUACACAAGACGAUGAAUUGUGGUCUUUUAUGAGCGAUGAUGAGACUUACCAACAAGUUGCAGAUUAUAAAACAACGCAUAUGACUUUUCAAAACACUUUUGUGAAUGAAGGUGCUUUGGCACUUGAUGCUACUUACAAAGAAAUAUUGUCUACACUACUACCUAUUGACAAAGUGUGCACAUCAAACUCACUUUAUAUAUUUGGUGUCGAAUUUUUUGUUGUGGAUUCAAGUUUGAAUACAAUUUCAAAGACCGUGAACGGAAACUUGACGUUCGACGGAAGUAAUGGUAUGUUAUGUGUGUGUAACAUAAAAAAAUUUGGCCACGUCUUCAACGUCAAAUUGAAUGUGAACGAUGUGAAUUACAACGUCGAGCCUCUGACCGCAGAGAUGAUUCCUGUAUCAAAAAACAGUGUCAUUUCAUUGUGUUUCCAACCACUCAUUGAAUGGAAAAUCGGCACUGAACCAAAUUAUUACCCAAUCAGCGCACCACCCCAAAUCAACAACAUUUCGUUCGAAGCGGUUUCAGUUAUUUCUCCCAAAAACACGAUUUCGGAUUUUGUGAAAAACAAUGGGUGGAUAUGUGUAGCAAAAACAAUCGAAGCCUAUGUUGUGUUUUCUAGCAACUCGACUCUUGUUGUGGAUGUUGUUGAAAUUCCAUUUAUGCCACAUAUUGUUUUGGAAGUUGUGAAGACAAUUUUUGCCAAAAGGGGUAUUACUGGCGAGAAAAUCCUUAUCGCAGACUUUUCGGAUAUUCCAGCCUACGAAUUUAAAGAAGGCGUUGAUUUGUAUGAAAGUGCAUUGUGUGGAACAUUUAAAAAAAUUCCCAUUUUUGUUGUGUGUUCUUGUGGUAAAGAACAAUCUCUAGCCCACCCCAAAACAAUUGUUAUGCGCCAUGCCAAUAUUCCAUUUAGAGAAAGUUCUUUGACUUUAUCACUUGAAUUGAAAGGAGUUGGUGAACUGGAUAUAGAUAAUGUGUUCCAUCCGUUCGUAAAGAAAAACAUACCAACACAGAGUACAAAAUACCAAAACCCAAUAACACCCGCAACAAGUGUUAACUUAAAAUGCUUUGAAAUUGACGACACUAUCUCAACAACUGCUGAUAUACCAUUUGGACCUUCAGAAAUAGAAUUGAAAGUUACAAAAGAAGAAGAUACAGGUUUGUUACAAAAGCCAAUAAUAAAGCAAAAAGAAGCAAAGGAAAAAAAGCAAAAGAAGACAACAAAACGACAGAAUAAACGAAAAGAAGAUCAAGAAAAUGUUACAGUUCAAAAACUUCAAGAGUCACUUCUUGAGCAAAUUACAAAAAACAACUACGAAGUCGAAAAAAUCGUCAAGAAAAGAACAACAAAAAAGGGGACCGAGUACUUUGUGAAGUGGAAGGGAUACGGCUGCCGAGAAAACACAUGGGAAACACAAAAGAAUAUGGAAAAGUCGUACAAAGAAAUGAUUGCUCAAUUCGAAAAAGAUGCCACAAAGCCAAAGAAGCCAGAAAACGAAUUGUCAGAAAAAGGGAAAGUGUUCGAUGUGUGGAAACAGAUGAAGACACUUAACGUGCUUUACGCUGCAGAAGGAAAAGAACGCUCGAUACUAUCUCUUGAAGCAAUGAGAAAGCGGAACCCACAGGCGUUGCUUGACUUUUUUAUUGAAAAAAUGAUUUGUGAAACUGAACAAAGAAAGGAGGAGUAA
Molecule: messenger RNA, 1794 nt
Organism: Entamoeba invadens IP1
Lineage: Eukaryota; Evosea; Mastigamoebida; Endamoebidae
Product: chromobox protein, putative
Exons: 3
Coding region: 1-1794 (597 amino acids)
Biological process (GO): heterochromatin formation
Source: RefSeq, a predicted model, not a curated record